UCAUAUGUUACCAGUAAUGCUCCAGGCGAUUGUUUAGCCGCUAGCAGCCCGUCGGACUCUAUGCCUCCAAUUCCUAUGCUUUCAGUCCCACUACCAACGUCAUUCAGCUGCCUAAGUUCGUCUGAGGUGUCCAAAUCUCGAAGCACUUCCUCUAUUACCAACCGAGAUACAGGUCAGAUGCAUCUUGGCGUUAGAACAGUGCAAGUCAGUCCUAAUGGAAUUCAUCUAGCCGUUGGCGACCGUGAAGGCAAUAUUCGCCCAUAA
This is a messenger RNA of Protopolystoma xenopodis, 264 nucleotides long. NCBI's taxonomy places the organism in Eukaryota, Metazoa, Platyhelminthes, Monogenea, Polystomatidea, Polystomatidae. The record is from the annotation of a GenBank genome assembly.